Messenger RNA from Neohortaea acidophila, 795 nucleotides. RefSeq names its product Sin3 associated polypeptide p18-domain-containing protein. Gene Ontology annotation, molecular function: transcription corepressor activity; transcription factor binding. The record is from RefSeq and is a predicted model, not a curated record. Gene Ontology annotation, cellular component: nucleus. The transcript has a single exon. Gene Ontology annotation, biological process: negative regulation of DNA-templated transcription. Lineage: Eukaryota; Fungi; Ascomycota; Dothideomycetes; Mycosphaerellales; Teratosphaeriaceae. The coding region runs from base 1 to 795 and encodes 264 amino acids.
AUGUCCCUCCAACCCUCCGCAGCAACCAAAGUCGACCGAACAUCGACCACACCCUUCCUCCUCCGCCUCUUCUGGCGCCAGUCCCGCGCCCUCGAACCCUACGAAUUCUCCGUGACGCCUCCAGCAGACACAUCCAACAUCACCGACUACACCUCGCUCCUCCCGUCCUCGAUUCGUCAACAAAGCGUCCAAAUCUACACAUGGCCGACUUGCACCUUGGCAGAGUUGACGGGCCUCCUCACAAGCGUGCUACCUGAAGGCGUGCUCCCGACACCCGCGGUGGGUACAAGGUUAGUAUAUCGUCUUGUGUUUCCUGAUACAAGGAGUGUGAACGGCGACAGCGGGCGCGGCAGAUGGAUCGAUCGGGUUUUGGGCAGCGUGGUGGUUGGCGGGGCACGAGAGGCGGUGUCUGAUGCAGUGAUGGACGUGGAAGGGGAGGACGCGGCAGCGAAUGGCGAUGGAAAGCACAAUCUUGAGGGCGAUGCGGAGAAGACGCUGGCGGACGCGCGCUUCGUCAUUGGCGAUUACGUGGUGUGCACGAUUUACCCUCCCACGGCGGACGGGCGCGUUGCACCGCUGCCUCCUGCCAGAGGAGCGAGGGAGCCUUAUGCGCCUCCUCGGGGAGGACCGCGGGAGAACGGGUUUGGCCCUCCGAGGGGCGGUGGUGGGUAUCGUGGUCGAGGUGGAGGCGGGGGGUUUGGCGCGCCGCCGCCUCGAGGCGAGUGGAGAAGAGGCCAACGUUUGCCGGAUUACGACGUGGGAGGGGGUUACAGGGGCGGCGGUCGGCCUUACUAG